CAGAAUCUACGAGCGAUCUCGUCACUGCGGCGAACAGCGCGCUCUUAAUCCUCUAUAAUCUACUGUAACAUUCAGCCUCGGGAGGGGGAGGUUCGAUGUUGGUCCCUCCCGUGGCCCAAAGUGGGACUGGGGAUCGUCCCGUGGGCGACACGGGUGCCCGGGCCCAACAAACGUCCGGCCCUGCCGCGGCAGCAACCCUAUGGCCCUUAGCACCAGCACAGUCCAAUCAGGUUCCGAAUCAGCAGUCUCAGGGUAUUCCACCCCUGGCCGCCACUCCCGCGCCGGCUCACAAUCAAGGUGUGAGUCGUUACGGGCUGUACUCGUUAUUCCCUGGAGGUGGCGGGGGCAGUUACGUCGCGGCCACUCCCGCCACCCCCGGGCCACCCACACCUGCACGAGCUUAUCACGCGACAACACACAAGGAACGAACAGUUUCAGAGAGCGUGUUUUCCGCGGCAGUUGGGGUCGGAGUGGGUGGCUACACCUGGGGCGCUCCCACGCCACCCCCUGGAUCACCGUACAGCCCCGUGCCUGUGACGCAGCUCGAACUGCUGGCCAAGAAUUUGGCUAGCUUGGCUCCUCCGGGUCAACAGGCGCUUAGCCUUCAAGGUGUCGGUGUGAACGUUGGCAGCCUGCAUCACGCCCAACACACGCAGCACACGCAACACACGCAACACACCCUCAACCUGACUGGUCUUCAUCAUCUUCAUCAUGGAGGCUUGCACCAGAACACAUUUUCCCCUCAACUGUCACUGGUGACGGGUAACGCGCCAACGCUGACGAUCAACAGCUUCUCGUCGCCGAAUUCGACAGGGAACGUGGUACCAACGACAGGAGUGUUGCUGCAGGAGUAUCAGUCGCCGACGGGUUCGACUACCGGAUGCUCGGUCACCGUGAACGGCACCUCGUGCCCUACGAGCUCGACCACGAGCACGAUGGUGGUGCAGGGCAGCCAGGUUGUCCAGGCCACUGGCAAGAAGCGAGAGGCCUUUCUACCGAGUCAAGGUCAGCCAGUGAAACUGGAGAACAAAUCGUCCAGGCAGCCCUGCGUUUGCAGAAACAGCAACGGAAAGACAAAGGCAGUGCAUUCGGAUGCAGGCUGCAGCAGAACGUUGCCAGUCGCCUCGUCUUGGAACGGGCAGGAUGCAAAUUGCAAUAGCAAUAACAAUGCGAGUAGCAAUUUGGUGAAGAGGGAACCUUUGGCUUCGGUGCCUUGUCAAGUUGCUGAAGUCUCAACUUCCCUUCAUGCCACCACCACUUCCGUGAAAAUCGAACCCGUGCCACCGAAAUCGGAAAAUGGGAUCGUGGUGUCGAACGCAGGAGCCGGCGGUGUUCCGGUCGGGAUCGCGGUGGCCAGGCAGAGAUUGCAGCAUCAGGAAACGUCCACCUCGAUGCGCAAUGUUUCCCUGAGUCAUCACACCUCGCAUCACGCGAGCUAUCAUCACUUCCAGCCCGACAACCUGGGUUCGAACACGGCCAUGGCGGUAGGCGGUGCGACCCUGGUGCAUUGCGGAGGACCUGGAGGGGAGGACCGACCGGCCCACCUUGCCAUUCCCUCGGGAGCCCUGGCACCCUCGUUGAACGCCGCUCUUGGCUCCAGCCUGAAUUCCAGCCUGAAUUCCAGCCUAAAUUCCACGUUGGGUAGCAUCGGUGCGGCGGCGAGCGCGGCCACUGCUGCCACGGCCGCUGCCACUGCCGCAUGGCCGCCAACCUUAUGGCAGUACCCCGCGGCGGCCGCGGCUGCUGCAGCUGCAGCUGCAGCGAUGCCGAUGGAACCAGUUGGUUUUCCCCAAAUGGGCGUUGGUCUUCAAGGUGGUUUACAGUUGGUCAGGGAUCCAACGACAGGCCAUUUACUUCUUAUCCAUGCUGCUGAACAAAUGCAACAGGCAGUGGUAUGGCCGAAUUACUCAAAUCACAAUAGCGGAAAUGUCGCGCCACCGCCGCUUCUGCUUCCGCCGCCGCCGCCUUCUCUUCAACUUCUCAGCGACAUCGGUGGCGCCAGGCUGGUCCUUACGGAGAGUAAAAGAAAGCAGCAGAGCACCUUACCUAUCGUGAAAAUAGAAGCAGACUGUGGCACCAGCCCUACGACCAUAAUCACGUCCACGGAGUCCACGAAGGCGUUGCAGACCGUGACUUCGAUGACAGGAACCCUCGUGCCAGAUGCACCCCUCGUUACUACGCUUCACUAUUACCCGCAUGCUCCUGCGUUGGUUCAGAUCAGCCAGGCAGAGCCAACCCAUUGCAGAUCACAGCAGAGAAAUUCGUUUCUUUCGAAGGCGACUUCGCCGGUUUCGUGUUUGACGCCGCCGCCGGAAGUGACGACGAUCCACGCGAUGGAGCAACAGGAGGUGGUACCAAUCGUCGGUGUGCAGGACGCGUCGAACCAGACGGACGCACCGGAACCGGAGGAUCAAGAGCAGCAACAGCAACAGCAGCAGCAACCGUUGCUCGAAGCGUGCGUCAAGCAAGAGCAGAGUUUGAGCCCGUGUCAGUUGCAGAACUCGGCGACAAAUCUCACGCAAACAACCACCACCAACUUGACGAAUCUCACCAACUUCGAGAUCGUCGCCGCAUCACCGGAGAAGGUGUGCAACGUCGUGCGAAUAACCACGACCACGACCACUGUUAAUCCAGCGGUGUGCAGCCUGGUCGGCAAAGUGGACAAAGCGGAGAACACGGUCAUUAACAUGGCGGAUUGCCCGAAGUAUUCGGUGACGAAGGAAUGCAGGAGCGUGACGUCGAUCGAUCGAACGAUCGAGCACGUUGUGACGCAACAGAUCGAUCGAGAGCACGACGAUAGAAAUCAUCUGGGAGACGAGAAGAGCGAGGAGCAGCUCACGGAAGACAGAGUGCCGUGUCGGGAUAUCAGGAACGGUCCGAGGAUCAUCGAAAUCACCGAGGAGAACUGCGACAGUUUUCACGAGAACCUCGAGUUUUUCGGCAGCAGGAGAGACCAUUCUUUGGAUCGACUCCGCGACAGAAAGAAUAAUUACGUUCACGAAAGUGUGGACGUCGAGAUGGAGGAGGAGAUUGACGCGAAGGCUGCUCUUCCCGAUAAGAUUGAAAUACCUAAAAUUGAGGAAAGGCCUCCGAUCGAGUCGAACAGACACGCGAGUACGAUGGAAACGUCAGAGGCAGCAGAUCGGGCAAAUAAAUUGUCAGAAAGUAACGGCCAGUCGAGAAAUCGAAUGGAAAUCGACGGGAGUUACCAGAGUUUGGAGAAGAAUCGGGACGAACGUCCCGAGGCCCCGCUACCACGUCCACAGAUCACGGUGAAGUCUUUCGACAUGCCCAGCAUCGACUGCGACGAUCAAGUCGCCAAACCGAUCGUGAUCAAGCAGGAGGCCGACGAGACCGCCUCGUACGACGAUUUUUCCUCGGCUACGGAAAAGUCCAGGUGUCAGGACUCGUCGAAGAAGCACGCGACCGAGAAGAGUCAUCCCGGUAUCGAGAACGUGGUGGAGAAAUUAAAGAAGAACGCAGCGGCCGCUCUUCAAGAAACGACGUUUCAAAAGGUGGACGAUCCCAAGGACAAGAACGCGGAGGACUUGCGUUCGAGAAGGCACUCGGAACCAACGCCAACGAGGAGGUUGGAGAACGGUUUGAAGAAACACAUUCUGAAAUCUUGCGAGAACUCUCAAUUUUUGAACAAUUAUCCCGAGCCCGUGUCCCGUGAGACCGAGGUGUCGUCGUCGGAGGCGUCGAGAGUUAGUAAAGAUUCUCAGGAUGUUGCCAAUCACGAGCGUCCUUGCGACUUUUCCAUGAGCAAAUACCCCGUGCCCAGGAAAUGUUUCUUGAACCAGAACAGCAACAACGACAAGCCAAUCGAGCACGAAGACACCGUGGUGAAGAAAGAAAGUGUCUCCUCGCCCGAGUCGUGCGAAGCGGAGUUGAUGAACUGCACGGAGGACGUUGAGACGACGGUGUCUUCCGCGAAGCGAAAAUUAGAAAUCUCCGAUCAGGUGAACGCGUACGCCACGGUUGUGUGCGACGAUGAAUCGUCGAAGUCAGCGAGGAACGCUGUCAAUUUGAAACAGAAACCGGUAGUCGACAUCAGCGGGUUGGAACUGUUGUCGAACAGCAUCGAGCAACUGGAACAGCUGAAGCCGCCGAACACGCAGAACGUCGCCGCGGCGACGACCGAAUUGGAAAGAGCGUCGGCGAGAGCGACCAUGGACAGCCCUUUGGGACUGUUGUGCGCCCUCGCGGAACAGCGAUUUAUGGAAGAGAUGGGCGACGAGGUCAUCAAUUUGGAGAACUCCGAAGAGAUAUCGCACGCCGGCAGGUUGUUGCUGAAUCUGGGCAGGAUGAACGUUCAGAACAAGGAAAUGAAACCGACGGAGAAGAGAAAGUAUGAGCAAGGAGAUUCGCAGGGCUGCGAGAGUCUCAAGAAGCUGAAAAUCGAUGGCGAAGCCGAGAACGACGGCUACGACUCGUUGCGUUACGAGGAUCGCAAUAAUGGUGAAACGUACGGCGAACAAGUGCAGGAGGAGUUUAUACUGAAAGCGAAGGCGAAGACGAGAAGCGCAAAUUUGUCGGAGAAAAAUUAUGCUAAUGACAACGAAGACGUUGAUAUGUUAGAAGACGCUUCUCUUGACAGGAAUACUUCUCAAAACGAGAGUUUUGAGCAGAACGAGAGGCAGUAUCUAAUGAACGGGACGUAUAGCAAUAAUCGAUCUAUCGACCAUCAUUUCUCGGAUUUGGACGAUGAAAUGUACGAUCAGAGAAUGUCUCCGAGUGAUAAAGCGGCGGAGAAUAACGAGGACAGCGGUGAUGCGAAGAGCAGGAUUUCUAUGGAGCAUCGCCACGAUUACAGGAACCUGCAGGCGAAAUUGGACGCGAAGAAAUUCUUAGCACGGAAAGGCCAUACUGAUAAUAACGAAGACUGGCCUGACAUGGAUGCCAUGGAAUUGCACAUGAGAGUUCAAUUGGCAGAUAUACAGAGGCAGUACAAAGAAAAGCAGAAGGAAUUGUCGAAACUAACUCCAAAGAAGGACGAGAAGAAAAGUCCGGGACGACCACGUAAGAAAAGCCAUUCCUCUAGUUCUGAUCCUACUGCAUCCCCUUCUACGUCAGAACAGACGCCUUCGCCACAAAAAUCUCCAUUGCCCGAAGAACCUACGACAUCAGCAACUUCAACUAUUUUAGCAAUGUCAAGGUGCAAUGUAAAUUUGAUAAAAUUGGAUGAGCAGAGAAGUCACAUCAAGUUGUUGGAUAGUAUACCGAGCAUUCCGAUGCCUGUUGCACCGGUUGCUUCACCAAUAUUACCUUCGAGCAAAUCAUCACAGGACGACGAUGAGAAAAGCACUGGACGGCUUGGCUACGACACGUCUUCACCAGCGCCUACAGUUGCCAGCUCCAGCUCGGCGUCGAAGAAACGAAAGGUUGGCCGUCCAAGGAAAUUAAUGUACACCUCUGGAAGUGUACGACACCUCACAGAGACAAUAGUUGCUAAGAAACCUAAGAGCAAAAGUUCCUUGGUCGGCUAUCUUCUAUCUUCGAAGAACAGACAUUUACAGACAAAAGUAAGUUUUUAUCUUGCAAAUCUGAGACACACCAGAACUGUAUUAUAAGAAUGUAUUGUAAGAAAGGAUGGUUGCGAGUGUAUGUGAUUGCAAAUUAGGUGUGUCUGCAAUUUUAGCCUGGGCAAUUGAAAUGUAAACGGAAAAAUUGUUUGAUUGCCGGAAGUAUGAGAGAGAGAGAGAGAGAGAGAGAGAGAGAG
Frieseomelitta varia is the source of this 5722-nucleotide messenger RNA. RefSeq lists its product as uncharacterized. The transcript is spliced from 16 exons. Lineage: Eukaryota; Metazoa; Arthropoda; Insecta; Hymenoptera; Apidae. Bases 96 to 5573 code for a protein of 1825 amino acids. The record is from RefSeq and is a predicted model, not a curated record.